GGUCUGGCAGGUGCUUGGAGGGAGUUGUCCCUAGAAAGCGACACCCGCCCUGGUCUUGCUGGGUUCCUCCGCCGGCCGCUGUCCAGGAGGCUGCUUCGGCAGGCACCGCAAUGGAGGAAAUCCGGAGCCGCACCGUGAAAGGCCUGGCUGAUCUGAGGGGCUUUUUCAACCUGACUCCGAAGGAAGACGGCGGCUCGAGGGCGGCAGCCGCAGCAGAAGCGGCCAACGCGGAGACGUUGCUUCCAGAUGAGAAAGAAUUUCAGUAUGCUGCUAAAACGAAUAAUCUGGACACUAUGGAAAGGUUAUUUAGGAAAAAAGUUAAUAUUAAUGCUGUAAAUGUUCUGAAGCGCACAGCCCUCCAUUUUGCUGUUGCAGGAAAUCAUCUAUCUGCAGUUGACUUCCUACUCCAUCACAAAGCUAGAGUUGAUAUUGCAGAUAAGCAUGGCCUUACUGCGAUUCAUCUUGCCGCAUGGUCUGGUAAUUUGGACAUAAUGCUGAUGUUAAUUAAAGCAGGAGCCGAUCAAAAAGCAACAAACCAGGAAGGGAUGAAUGUCCUACACUUUGCUGCCAAGAACAAUAGUGUUAGAAUAGUGAAUUAUUUUAUCCAAGAUCUUCACCUGAUGGAACUCAGUAAACCUGAUGAGAAAGGUAGAAAGCCAUUCCUUCUGGCAGCUGAAAUGGGCCAUGAAGAAAUGAUAAAUGAGUUGAUUACCCUUAAUUUAUUCACCUCAGGAAAAGAUAAGGAAGGAAACACUGCCUUGCAUCUAGCAGCUAAACAUGGCCACAGUGAUGUGGUAGAGAUUCUUCUUCAGCAGUGGGAAGAUAUAAAUGAAUUCAAUCAGAAUGGUGAAACACCAUUUUAUAUGGCUGUUGAAGGAGGCCAUGAAAAAUGUGCUGACCUCUUACUGGAAGCAGGAAGUGACAUCAAUAUUUCAAACAAAGACAAUGCCAGCGCAUUGUAUGUUGCAACCCAAAAUGGACACACACCUUUGGUCAGAUUUCUUAUCAGUAAUAAUAUUGAUCUGGAUGCUCAGUCUCAGCAAAAUAAUUCUCCUCUACAUUUGGCCAUCAUAAAAAACAACUUAUCAGUGAUAAAUAGUUUAAUAAAUGCAAACCGUAACAUAAAUUCCCUAAAUAAGAGACAUCAAACGCCUUUACAUCUGGCAGCAGACCUUGGAAACGUGGAUGUAAUAGAAAUGCUGCUAAAGGCAGGCUGUGACUUCAGCAUUUUAGAUAAGGUAUUCAUAAUUCUAUUAAAACGCAAUUCUCCUACAUGUCUUG
Messenger RNA from Python bivittatus (Burmese python), 1281 nucleotides. The record is from RefSeq and is a predicted model, not a curated record. Lineage: Eukaryota; Metazoa; Chordata; Lepidosauria; Squamata; Pythonidae.